AUGGCACCCAAGGACGAGCAGCAUUCGUCGCAGGAAUCCAACUGGGGAGAGACAUCCCAAAGCUCCCUCACCGCCAUGCACGCAUCAACACAGAGCCUACGAGAAAGCAGCGCCGCCAACUCUCACCGCCCGCCGUCACGCGCCGAAUCUGUCGUCGCACCCGACGACUCUCGCCCUCAGACUUACAACCCAAACACCAAGCCCGAUGCUAACAAGAAGAAAUCCGGUCCCCUGAACUAUGGAUCCAUGGCUUCUCACACACGGCCGUCCCUGAACUCGUCUCAAACCUCGUCCCGUGCAACCCCAAAGAAGCCCCCGCUCGGCAAGCGCACUACAUCAACCGGUCCCAAGCGUGGUCAGGAAUUCUCGGUCGACGAUGACGCCGAUGAGGUGAACCAAGACAAGGCUUCAUCGUCAUCUUCCAGCCACGCUCUGAAGCCCAAGCCUUCUACGCUCCGCAGACGACCCACAGCCCAAGUGCCACAGCUUCCGAGGGUUGAAUCAGACGAACGAGAGGACGACUCACCCUCCAGGCCCGAGACGGCCGACGCAAACAGACAGGCCGAUUCUGACGACACCGAGAUCACGUUACGCCCAGAAGAAGAGGAGGAAGAUUCGUACUCCGCCAAAGAUCGCGACGAGGACGAUGAAGAUAACGAAGAUGACGACGAUGAUGAUGCUGACUUGAGUGAUGCCGAGAGCUUCACGCUGAAGGACAGGCAAGAGGCUAUCAACGAGACACAUCCUUUCGGUAUUCGUAUCUGGAAGCCUGCUCUGUACAAGAAGAGCCGGUCCGUCCAGGUCACGGCCGAAGGAGACAUUCACCAGACCCCUGGCCACCACGUCAGCUUUGGAUUGUUGUUCUUCAACGUUCUUUGGACUCUCGUGUUCGGCUGGUGGCUUGCUUUACUAUGCGCUGUCGGAGCUCUUGUUUGCUUUGCGCUUCGCUUCACCCCUGGCUGCCAAGAUUAUGGUUAUGUCCUAUGGCAACUUGCUGGUUACAUCUUCUACCCCUUCGGAAAGUAUGUCAUGCUUGAGCAUGACGAAGCCUAUAUGGACGAAGAUUCUGGCGAGGGCCGCAGUAUUUCCGAGUACGAGAGAUGGCAAACUGGUGAUCUGGAGGAGGGUCGUCUUUUCUUUGGCCCAACAGACAUCAAUCGCUCGCUGAUUGGCCGUAGAAGAGACAGUGUCGAGACUACACCCGAUGAGACUGACAGCUUGCUUGGUCGUCCGGGCAGACGCUCCAGUGGAGACAAGCAAGAGUCGAAGUCGAGACUCUUUGGACGUGGAAAGUGGACUGUCGGGAGAAUCAUCUUCUUCACAGUCUUCUGGGGCUUCAUCACCCCUUCACUCUGGCUCAUCUCAGCUCUUUGUUGGUUCCUCGUCUUCACAAUUCCCAUGGGCAAGGUCACGCUCCUCUUGCAUCACCACUUGAGAAGGCACCCACUGGCUCUGUCAUUCCACUCGGAUACCCAUGAUGCAAGCCGUGGAGCAAACGAAACCCCUUCGAGCGUUCUCCUUUGCACGUACCGUGCUGUCGGCAGCAGAUACUGGAAGUACACCAUUGAUGGCACCAACAUCUUCCUCAUCAACUUGUUAAGCAUGGUCGCCUUUGCCAUCUUUGACUUCUACAUCUUGAGAGAGUAUCUGGAAAUCGAAAGUGCCAUUACUUCGUCCGGUUUCAUCUUCAUCCUAGGAUUAUUCUCCAUCAUUCCUCUGGCUUACUUCAUCGGUCAAGCUGUUGCUUCUAUCUCUGCACAAUCAUCCAUGGGUGUGGGUGCUACUAUCAACGCCUUUUUCUCCACCGUCGUUGAGGUCUUCUUGUACUGUGUAGCUCUCAACCAAGGCAAAGCACAGCUGGUCGAAGGAAGUAUCAUCGGUAGUAUUUUUGCUGGUAUCCUAUUCCUUCCUGGCAUAUCGAUGUGCUUUGGUGCCAUCAAGCGCAAGACUCAACGCUUCAAUGUCAGAUCCGCUGGUGUCACCUCGACAAUGUUGCUCUUCGCCGUCAUUGGCUCUUUCAGUCCCACUCUCUUCUACCAGAAUUAUGGGAGUCAUGAAUUGGUCUGUCAUCAGUGCGUCGGCGUUGACCACAAAGGCGACAGAGAUUGCAGACGUUGUUACUUCAACCAGGUCCCCGCCCUCAAUGACCGCUUCUUUCUUGAAGCAGUCCGCCCUUACAUCUGGUUCGCCGCUUUCUUCCUAUUCUUGUCGUAUGUCAUCGGUCUCCUUUUCACCUUGCGCACCCACGCAGCAGUCAUCUGGAACAACGAACUCGACGAAAAGAAGUUGGACAAGAUGGAGCAUCAGGCACUACACAUUGAGGCUAGACAUGGCAGCAUUCCCGACACUAUUGUUGUCAACCCUCAUGCACAUCUGAGCCGCAACAGCACUGUUGGCACAAUCGGUACUCUGUCGCGCGGAAACAUUCAAGAAUCACAGCUAUACAAGCGCAUCCUCGGUCAAUCGCUCAAGCAGGCUGGCUUUGGCAGUACCGCACAUAGCGAGCAGCACUCCCCUGACAAGACUACGGCUCCCUCUCUCGGCGGCUCGACCUACCUUGUACCUCCCAAGGCCAGCGAAGAAGACGGCGAUAAGAUCCAGCAACGCAAAUUGCGUAUUCCUGGACUGUCCGCAGAGGAUAACACUGCUCUGGUACGUCAAGUCGCAGAAAUGGCAGCAACUGCAGCGACCGUAGCAGCUCGCGACGCGACUCACGCUCCUCGCAAGGCGUCGCAGAUGGCAAGAACCAGUGCUGGCAGUGUGAAGCACAAGGGUUCCAUGUCCUCGAUGAACCGUUCGGCUGCAGCUACCAAAAGUAGUGCCACACCUGACGACGCUGGGGAAGUCCAUGGAGAAGUUCAUGAGGCUCCAGCUCACGAGUCAGGUGGUCACGAUGCACCCAACUGGAGCAGAACAAAAAGUGCGGUCAUUUUGCUAACUGCUACCCUCGCCUACGCCGUGAUUGCUGAGAUCUUGGUCGACACUGUCGACAGUGUUCUCGAACACAUCGACAUUGAUGAGAAAUUCCUCGGCAUCACUCUCUUCGCUCUCGUACCAAACACCACCGAAUUCCUAAACGCCAUCUCCUUUGCCAUGAAUGGCAACAUUGCAUUGUCGAUGGAAAUUGGUUCUGCCUACGCCCUCCAAGUUAUGCUUUUACAAGUACCGGCAUUGGUUCUCUACUCUGGUGUCUGGGCACAGUGGAUGGAACCCGGGGAUGUUGCUGCCCAUACUUUCAACUUGAUCUUCCCUCAGUGGGAUAUGGUGACCAUUGUGCUCAGUGUCUUUUUGAUGGGCUGGGUUAUCGGUGAAGGCAAGAGUAACUACUUCAAAGGAUCUAUUUUGAUUCUUGCUUACCUCACCAUUAUUAUCGGGUUCUGGUUCUCGAGCUGGAGUAGCGAUAAGGAUGGCAUCAACGGCCUCAUGAGCAUUAACCGCUUCGACACCCUUGCUUUACCGUCAGGCAUCCAGACCUUCAACACCAUUGGCCAGUCCACGCGCGGACAGGCUUUCGGUUGA
Molecule: messenger RNA, 3519 nt
Organism: Aureobasidium namibiae CBS 147.97
Lineage: Eukaryota; Fungi; Ascomycota; Dothideomycetes; Dothideales; Saccotheciaceae
Product: calcium permease family membrane transporter
Exons: 3
Coding region: 1-3519 (1172 amino acids)
Biological process (GO): intracellular calcium ion homeostasis; calcium ion transmembrane transport
Cellular component (GO): endomembrane system; membrane
Molecular function (GO): calcium:proton antiporter activity
Source: RefSeq, a predicted model, not a curated record